This is a messenger RNA of Diachasmimorpha longicaudata, 3072 nucleotides long. RefSeq names its product isoleucine--tRNA ligase, mitochondrial (gene IleRS-m). Lineage: Eukaryota; Metazoa; Arthropoda; Insecta; Hymenoptera; Braconidae. The record is from RefSeq and is a predicted model, not a curated record. Bases 175 to 3048 code for a protein of 957 amino acids. Gene Ontology annotation, cellular component: mitochondrion. Gene Ontology annotation, biological process: isoleucyl-tRNA aminoacylation; mitochondrial translation. The transcript is spliced from 3 exons. Gene Ontology annotation, molecular function: isoleucine-tRNA ligase activity; ATP binding; aminoacyl-tRNA deacylase activity.
UACAAUCCUAGUACAAACGAUAGCAUUAGUUCAUUUUGCGAAAAGCAAUCACCCGUGAGCUAUCUACAUACGCAUUAUGAUAUGCAUGUGUUUACCGGUGCGGCAUGGGAUUUAAUGUAGCUAUCAAUGAUUAACGAAAAUAAUUCAUAGCAAUUGCUUAAAAUAUUUUGAAGGAUGUCAACACUCUCAAAAACCCCCGCAAAAGUUUUGCUCAUCCGUUUGGCAUCGUUUAAUAGAGUGUCAUUAAGGUACUGUGCCAAAGUUGCCAAAGUUAACAACAACAAAUACACGAAUACGGUGUUAUUACCACAAACAAAAUUUCCUUUGAGAUUGAAUGGAGCACAUAGGCUGGCAAUGGAUAAUUAUUUGUUGGAAAAAUGCGGAUUUUCCGAGCUGUACAGCUGGCAAAGAUCGAACCUUGCGCCUCCGGACUUUACCCUUCACGACGGUCCCCCCUACGCCAACGGGGACGUGCACAUGGGUCACGCCGUAAACAAAAUUCUUAAAGAUAUCACCCUGCGGAGCCGGGUAAUCCGGGGCCAACGAGUCCAUUAUGUUCCAGGCUGGGACUGCCAUGGUCUUCCCAUAGAACUCAAAGUCCUCUCUACCACAAAAACCAAUAAACCACUCACACCCAAAGAAAUCAGAUCUCUGGCCCGGACUUAUGCGCAAAAAGAGCUUGAAAGGCAAAAGAAAGCCUUUAUCUCCUGGGGAGUAAUGGCUGACUGGGCCUCUGGCUGCUACUUUACCCACGACAAAACGUACAUAAACAACCAACUGCACCAAUUCCUGAACCUCUACUCAAAGAACCUGAUCUUCAGGGAUUUUAAACCAGUCUACUGGUCCCCUUCCUCGAAAACAGCAUUAGCAGAAUCGGAGUUGGAGUACAACGACAACCAUAAGAGUAGAUGUGCGACUGUCCGUCUAUUACUCACCAAACUGCCUCCAGUUCUCGAGCAGUUCUCAAAUAAAGCGAUCUAUGCUUUGACUUGGACGACGACCCCCUGGACAUUGCUUGCUAACCAAGCCCUGAGUUACUCCGGAGACAUUCCUUACUGUUUGUCAUCAGACACUGAAGGAACCCUCUACAUAACGUCUGAGACGCUUCUUCCCUCGAUCUCGGAAAAGGUCGGACCGCUUAAGAAGGUUCUAACCCUCUCCGGAGAGGACUUAAAACUCUCGGAGUACUCCCACCCAAUCUGGAAGCAGUCUCUCCCCUUUCUCGAGUCCCCUCACGUGACGGAUAAAAUGGGAACAGGAAUUGUCCACACAGCCCCUGCCCACGGCAAUGAGGACUUCCUGGUGUGUCUGUCCCACAAUAUUCCGGUCAAAUCAUUAGUCGAUGAAGAAGGGAAGUUCACCGAAGACGCUGGAGAGUUUCAGGGAUUGGAUGUGCUGGAUACGGGCAUCUCAGCUGUGUUAAAUCAUCUGGGAGACGAUGUCCUUCAUACAGAGGAGAUUAUUCACAGUUAUCCUUACGAUUGGAGGACUAAGAAACCCGUAAUCACCAGGGCCAGUUACCAGUGGUUCAUCAAUACUGAAGUUCUGAAAGAGAAAGCUCUCGAAUCUGUCAAUACCACCAAAUUCUUUCCAAGAAUGAACGAGAGUGGCUUCAUGAAUUAUUUGCGUCAGCAGAUCUCAAAGAGACCGUUCUGGUGCAUCUCCAGACAGAGAUCCUGGGGAACUCCCAUUCCAGUGUUUUAUGAUAAAAGAACGAGGGAGGUACUUGUCAACGAAGACAUAGUGGAGAGAAUUUGUCAGGUAUUCCAAGAGCAUGGGGACGACUCAUGGUGGACGUUUUCUGUUGAACAACUCCUUGGAAAGUCCAUCUUGAAGAAAUACAAACUAAACCCAGAGGAGUUGGAGAAAGGUCAGGACAUCAUGGACAUCUGGCUGGAUUCUGGUAUCUCUUGGUCUUCAGUAUUACCUGAGAAAUUUGCUGACCUCUAUCUCGAGGGAAUGGAUCAGUUCAACGGCUGGUUCCAUUCGUCUCUGAUCAGUUCUAUCGCGAUACAGGGGAAGGCACCUUUCGCAUCAAUCUUCGUUCACGGGUUUACGGUGGACAAGAGUGGACAGAAGAUGUCAAAGUCAUUGGGAAACGUUAUCAGCCCUGAGGAGAUCAUCAAGGGGAAGAAGAGUGAGAAGAAUGCCUUGGGAAUUGAUGUCCUGAGGUGGUGGGUGGCAAGCCAUGGGGUGCAGCACACCCAGAUACCCAUUACCGAGGGGAUCUUCAAGGAGAGCGCUGAUAAUGUCCAGAAGAUCAGAGCUGUUCUGAGAUUUUUACUCGGAGCACUUCAUGAAGAGGAUUCGGAUGCAGGGGAGAUCAAGACUGAGUAUCUGCUGUUGGAUAGGUUCAUGCUGCACAGGCUCUAUCACUUCAAUAAAGAGGUGCAGGCUUUCUACGAUAACUUCGAAUAUCAUCACGUUGCCAAAGCUGUUCUCAACUUCGUUAGCAACGACGUCUCUGCGGUGUAUUGUUCCCUGGUGAAAGACAGGCUGUACUGUGAAAGCGGCAACAGUCCUGUGAGAAUAGCUGCUGUGGAUGUUGUCGAUGAUAUUCUGACAGUUGUCACUAGAGCGGUAGCUCCUAUUCUCCCUUUUCUGGCGGAGGAGGUGUGGCUGCAUCAUCCUGAAAAUUUGACGUCUGUGCCAUUGUACAGAUCGACACCCUGUGAUCCUCCGGGGGAGUGGAAUGAUGCGGAGCUGGAGAGGAUUGUAAAUGUGGCGUUGGAUGUUAAGAGAUUGGUCAAUAAGAUGGUUAGCGGAAAUACUCUGGAGAUGGUGGGGAACGUUUCAGUUGGUAAAGAGGACUUCGCAAAGCUCUCGAAACUUCAGAAUGAAAGAACAUCAACAACCUCUGAAUUGUCGUGUAUUCUGCAGCUAUCGUCAGUGACUCUCAUUGAAGAUCCUGCAUGCACAUCACCGAAAAUUGAUGUUAAACCAAUUGAAUAUGCAUUAUGCAAACGAUGCAGAAAAUAUCCAGAAUUCAGUGAAGGCGAACUGUGUAUACGGUGUAGAACUAUUGUGGAUGUUCAUUUCAGUAUGUGAUUAAUAAAGCAUUUUUAGUUUGAA